Nematostella vectensis (starlet sea anemone) is the source of this 17341-nucleotide messenger RNA. Its product is annotated as A-kinase anchor protein 9. Gene Ontology annotation, molecular function: DNA binding; molecular adaptor activity. Lineage: Eukaryota; Metazoa; Cnidaria; Anthozoa; Actiniaria; Edwardsiidae. Gene Ontology annotation, biological process: signal transduction. The coding region runs from base 140 to 17140 and encodes 5666 amino acids. The record is from RefSeq and is a predicted model, not a curated record. The transcript has 42 exons.
GAGUGCCCGAACACUUUCGCGAUCCGGCACAACAAAUCAACUGAAGCGACACGCGAAAUGGCGGUUACUCAGAAAAGCUCAAACCUGUGCAUGAUUUAGUUUACAGAUUUCGGAGAUCCACGUACUACGUUGUUCCAGUAUGGAUGAUGACGAUUCUGAGAGGCAGAAAAAGCUGCAAGCGGGCAAGGAAAAGCUCUUGCAGUUUCAGAAAAAGAAACAGCAGGGCAAGAAGAGGAAGAAGCGGGUCAAAACUGCUCAGGAGAGUUGUUCUGCUGCAUCCGGCGCGAGUGCUAGCGAGCAAAGUGAGGGCGAUCUCUCUGGGACGGGUCUAGUGAGAAAAGACAACCUACCGGGUGACUCAGUCAAACAACGGAAGGAUGGACAAGCCCUAGAGGGAGAGGUUGAAGAACUCAGCCAGGCCGAUACAGAUAUGGAUGCCCCUUCAAUCGGCUCCGAAGUUGGGUCACCUAUUCCUUUCGAGAGCGAAGAAGGCCACUGGGGGCAGUCGGGGAGCUAUGCAAGUGGGGAAUAUACCAGUGGCGAGGAAUCCUACAUCUCAGAGGAAGGAGGUCUGGAUAGUUAUGACAUUGCAAACUUGGAGAGAAAUGAACUUAAGAAUCGAAACAGAGAUUUGGAAGAAGAAAUAACUGCCAAGAAAGCUGCACUCAAACAGAUAAGUCGAGAAAAUACUGACCUGAAAAGUAAGCUGGAAUUGCUAAUGAAGGACCAAAGUGGAGCUGCAGUUAUCAAGGACUUGACUCGACAAGUGGAGGAGUUAAGAGAAAACCUUAAAGCAAAGCAAGCUAUACUUGAAGACAUAAACAGAGAGAAUCAAGAACUGAAAUCUCAUAAGGGCUCAACACCAAAUCAGGAUUAUGUGUCAAUGAUUGAAGAACUAAAAAGUAAUCUUGAGAUUAAGAAGGCUGCUCUGGAGGACUUGAACAGAAUGAAUGAGCAUUUAGAUGCUGAGAAUAAGCAGCUGAAGGCUCGACAUUCUGACAGCUCUAAUUUAAAUGAACUUGGUAAAAGUUUAAAGGUGAAAUCAGAAGCUCUUGAGGGUCUAAACCGAGAAAUGGAGGUUGAGGAACUGCAGAUGCAAAAUCAAAAUCUUCUGCAAAGGCUAGAGGCUGUAGAAUCCGAGACAAGUAGGGCCCAGUACCACGACAGUAUGCAAAAGCUUGACAAUCUGUCUGACUUGGUUUCUCGAAAGGAGAAGGAGAUUGAAGAGCUUAUCGCAACCAGGGUCCAGCUUGAGGAGAAACUCGAGAAUUCUGCCCAUGUACAUGACCAGUUGGAAGAAAGUCACAGGCGCUCAAUGGACCUAGAAACAGAAAUUGAGAACCUUAAGUCACAUAUCAGGCAGUUGGAAGACCAAUCGUACUCAGAAUCUGCACAGGUUGAAAACCUAAAGCAUAAUUUGAAUAACAAAGAAGACAGUUUGAAUCAGCUUAGUCAGGAGAAUGAGGAUCUAAAACAGAGGCUAUUCACUGUUGAAUCUUCUGAUUUGAAAGGACUUCUAGAGGACAGUUAUAGAAAGCUUGAAGAAUUAACAUCAGAAUUGAGAGAAAAGGAUCACCAACUCGAAAAUAUAAGAAGCAAUUAUGACUCCAAGCAACAGCAGACUUCCCAUUUAGAACAGUCUUUGUUCGCGUUACAAAACAAAAUUGCUACUUUAGAAGAUAACUCAUUGUCCGAGACAUCUCAGAUGGAGAAUCUGAGAGAGAACUUGAAGCUCAAACAAAUGACAGUUCAACAGCUUAAUAAAGACAACGAAGCUUUAAGAGAAAAGUUGUCUAGUUCAGUACAAAUACACGACAAAGUUGCAGAGCUAGAACAAGCACUAAAAGCUAAAACUGACGAAUUAGAUCAAGUCCUAGCUUGCCAGAAGGGUAAAGAUGAAGUGCACGAUAAAGCGAUAGCACAUUUAACCAAUGAAGUUACUAGUCUGCAAAAACAGAUAGAUAUCCUUGAAGACAAUUCUCAAUCUGAGUCAUCAAUGGUGGAGAACCUGAAAGAAAACUUGAAGGUCAAGAGUGAGACCGUCAUGCAGUUGAACAGGGAUAACGAAGAAGUAAGGGCUGAACUUGACCGUAUGAAAUCCAAGCUUGAAUCAGUCAUGCAAGAUCUUGAUGUUAAAAACAAAGAACUUGAGAGUUUAUCAAGUGAGCGAGAUAAUAAACUUCUGGCACUCACCGAGCAGAUUGCUGAGAAGGACAACAGUCUUGACGAGCUGGAGAAACAAAAUGAGUCAUUGAAAGUGGAGCAUCGUCAACUUCAGCAAGACGUUGUUGCAUUUCGCAAUCAAUCCGAGGAACUUACCGAGAGACUUGACGUUGCCCAGAAUCGUCUUCUGUCUUUGCAAGACGUGUUGUCUUCUAGAGACGAGUCAGUGCGUGACCUGAACCAAGAGCUGCAAAAUAUGAAGGAGGAACACGAAAGGCUACAGAACGAGAUGAAGCUACAGGGAGAAGAGCUGACCGAACAAAUUAAGAUGCUGCAAGUACAACUUGUACAGAAUGAUGGAAGUCUCAAACUGCAGCAGGACGAAAUGCAAAAAGCAUCAUCCGAGCUUCUGGGUACCAAAUCCACCAUGGACGCUCUAAGAGCUCAACUUGUCGAGAAGCAAAAUAAGAUUUCAGAGCUAGAUAGUCUGUUAAAAGAAACGGUUAACAAAAAUGCCGCAUCAUUGAAGGCUUGUGAAGAAAGGUACAAUGAACAGUUAGACAAGUUAAAAAAGGACGCUGACAAUAAGGAAGAACAACUAAAUGCGCUAGGCAAGGAGUCUGAAGAUAAGAACAAGCUGCUAGAAGCUGCCAGGCUGGAGAUCGAGGAUUUGAAGAGUGCAGCACAAGUUAGUGAAACAACUCUUCAAAGGAUCAAUAACGAGCUCAUUAACACAGUUUCAGAAAUCGAAGAGAUGCGUGUGAAAGCUGAGGAAGAAAAGGAGAAGUCGUGCUCUCUCGAGUCACAGCUCGAUGAGUUGAAAAAAUCAUCCGAGGAAGAGAAGGAGCGCAUGGAGCUCUCAUAUCAGAGAGAACUACAAGAUCAAUCAGAAAAACAUGCGAACGAAUUUGAGAGCCUUAAAGUCCAACUCUGUCGGAAUCUGGAGAAUUCGGAACUUGAGAAGGAUGAAGUCAUGAAAGCCGAGAUGAACCAGUUGCGAAGUAUUUACGAAAGUGAAAUUAAGCUGUUAAAGGAAUCUGUGGAUAAACAGAUGGAUUUAAAUAAUGAGCUCGAGCACCAACUCGAUGAGGCGAGGGAAACGUUUGAAGAGGAUCUAGCAAGCCUUAAAGUUAUGGUAUCAGAAAAAGAUCGCUUGCUUCUAGAACAUGAAAACCAAUUUGAAGAGCUCGAAAUGUUGAAUAAAAGUAAACAAAAAGAGAUCGAAGUUGAAUUGCGAUCCCACAAAGAUCAGAUAUCAAAGCUGGAGGGUAUUUUGAAAGAAAAAGAUGCAGCAUUAAUAGAGACAACGAAUAUUAAUGCCGAGCUGCUAAGAGGGCGGGAAGAGGUAGAAAGUGAAAUAGAGGCUAGUGUUGCAUCCAAGGACGAGAAAAUUACAAUCUUGACCGAGGAAAUAACUGAACUCAAGCAGGAACUGAAGAAAAAAGAUGGAAUUAUCUCCGAGUUGAAUGAUAACCUUACGAGCUUUGAAGACGAGCACGACUCAGAGGUCUCUGUCUUCAAUGAAAACCUCCGCAAACAGCAAGAACAAACCGCCGAGCUUGAGAAACAGCUGGUCCUGGAAAUGGGAAACGAAUCCUCCAGGCAUCAAGAUGAGAUUCAGGACUUGUUGAACGAGCACAGAGAGCAACAGCAGAGGUACGAGAAUGAGAUUACCGACUUGAAGGAAAAGCUUGAUACAUUGCUUAAAGAAAAAGAUGAGGUUGAAGCCAGUGAGCCGAGCGACGCAUUCGAGUCAUUGAAAAACCAGCUAGAGCGCUACAAAAACAUUGAAAACUUGCUUCUGCAGUCGGAGGCAAAAAAUGCAGAGACAGAACGGACUUGUGAAGCUAGAAUAACAGGAAUCAAGGAGGCAUAUGAACAAGAGCUUGAGAAUGCCAGCGCUAGCCACAAGGAAGCAUUAACCGCUCUAAAUCAAAAGAUCAAACAGCUCUCCUCCGAUAAAGAGGAGAAAAUGAUUCAGAUUGGUAAACUUAAGAGGCAGGUGCAGGAGUUAAUGGAGCAACAAGAAUCAGGAGCAGAGAUGAAUGUUGAUUCGCGCUUGGAGAUGAUACGAGAAGAGCAUGAGUUGGAAGUGAAUUCACUGAAAGAGCAGCUGAGAGACCUGGAGGAGAAACAUGACAAAGAGAUGGAUGAGCUUAGUGCUGUGAAAGAGAAGGAAUUCAUGGGUAUAAUGGAGGAGAUUUUACAGAGACAUCAGAAUGAAUUGGACGAAGUAAGAAAGGAAAAAGGCCAAGCACGCGACGACGAGGACAGUAUUUCUACAGCAGCCAUGGAUCAGAAAUUACACCAGAUAACUGAAGAAAAGCAGCAAGAACUUGCUCGAAUUCGUGACAACAUUCUCAGGGAUAGCGAAGAAAGAAUUGCCGAAAUGCAGCAACUGCUUUUACAGCAAAUUAACGAGCGCGAACAGGAGAUAGCGAAACUCCGGGACCUGUGCACUGGCAUGCGGGAUGAGCUUGGCGGAGUUACAAAAGAGAGAGAUCGUCUGUUGCACGAGGUUUCCGUUUUAACAGAGACUCGCCGCAUGGUAGAGCGCCAGAGGGUGCCUAUACAGGAACCGCUCAUCAGUCAGAAGAUCCGUGAGGUGGUCCAGGAAGAGGUCAUGCAGUCUCAGGCUGAUCAAGUAGAAGGCCUUCCGCCUGGGCUUGGAUUCGAUGAUGAAUCUCAACCCACCGGUCUACCAGAUAUCCUGAAAAAGCUACAAGAAAUGGAAGAUGUCAUCCGUGAAAAGAAUGCAGUGGAAAUGCAGUUAAAUCAACAACUUAGUGAGUUCAAGAAAGAACGGGAGAAGGAACGUGCAGCCUUCAUGAAGGAUAUGCGAGAGCACGAGAUCCGCGAGCGUGCACUGGAAACAAGCAAGCAGCAGUUGGAAUUACAGCUGUCCGUGAUAGAGAGGGAAGGCUAUGAUUCAUUACAGGAGGUAAGUCUGCUGCAAGAGCGACUAGCUGAGAAGGAACGCACGGAAUCAGAACUUCGUGAAGAGAAGAAUAAACUUCUGGUGGUUCUGAAGGAGAAUAACGACUCCUUGGCGGAGGAGAAGGUCUCUCUGCAGCAGCGGUACAAGCAGCAGGAAAGCAUGAUUCAGGAACUGCAAGACAGGAUCUCGACGUCUGAUUCCGUAUCGGACGACCUUCAAGACGUAUUCGGAAGGCAGAUCAUCGCGCUUCAAACCCAGCGAGAUGACUUGAUGCGUCAGCUAGAGCAACAGAAGAACGAGCGGAACUCCUAUGUAGACAUCCUGGAGGAGAAGAGCACUCUGGAGGAGAACCUGCGUCAAGAGCGCGAGCAGUUGCACGAGAAACUCCGCCAGAAGGAGGUACUCGAGCGUGAGCUAAACAGGGAGAGGGCGGCGCUGCAGGAACAGCUCAUCAAACAGGCCAAACUGAAUGAGAUCAUCAGGCAGAAAGACAUGUUUGAGAAAGAGCUUAUCAAGCAGAAGUCAAACUUGCAGGACGAGCUGAGCGACAUUGAGCAGAAGCUGCUGAUCAAGGAGGAACAGUUGUUGCACGAGAAGGAGCUGCUGGAGCAGGAGAUGCAGCAUAAGGAGCAGCGUCUGCAGGAAUGGGAGCGCGAAUUCCAGCAGAAAGAGCUAGAGUUCUCCUCGUCACUUGAGCGACUGCGUGUCGACAUGGACUCCGACUACCGCCAGCAAAUGGGACAGCUUGAGAGCCGACUAGAGGACCACUACUCUCGAGAGAUGCAGGGUGUGGUCGCCAGACACCAGGAACAGGUGACGCGCAUGAAUGGGGAAUUUGAGAAGCGCCUCGAGACCCUGAGAAACCAGCUGGAGGCGGAGAGAAAGAAACAGGUGUCCACGAUGAAGGGGGUUCUUGAGCGCCAGCAGUCGAGCGACAUGGAUGAGUUGAGUGAGCAACAUGCGCAAGAAAUGGAGGAACUUAGAGACGAUCUGAGCCAAAGACACCAAGAAAUAGUGAACGCGGUAACCUCCCGCCUGGAGCAGGCGCAUCGUGAUGAGCUGGUGGAACUUGAGGCCCGUAUGUUGGCUGAGUAUGCUAUCAAAGUCGAGACAGCCCGCUUAGAGACCGAGGAGCUAUGGCAGGACAAGCUAGACGCCUUGGAAAAACAGCGCAGUCGUGAGAUUGGGCAACUGAGACAACAAUUGAAUCAGAUGGAAGUGGAUAUGAAAACCAUGAAGGAGAAUCACACACUUGAGCUAAGUGAGAAGAUGCUCCGAUUGCAUCAAGACCUGCAAAAUCAGAAUGAACAGCAACUCCAGACUGAGCUAAAGGGUAGCGAAGAACUCCAAGAGAAGAAACGCCAAGGGGAGCUCAUCGAGUUCGGGGACAUUCUGAAACAAGAAUAUGCCGAGAAACUCGUAGAGCUUGAAAAGCAGUUCUUAGAAAAGUACACCAAAGAAAUAGAGGAAUUAAAACAGGCCCUUGAAGAAGAGAAAGAGGAGUUUACUGUGGCGACCUUAGACGACCUUGCACAGAAGCAUGCAUCCGAAAUGAUGCGACUUCGAGAUGAGCUCAACCAACUGAUGGUCCAGGCAGACGAGGCAAAGAACCAGAUGAGGCAGUCCCACAUGGCUGAGAUAGAGGAAAUGAACAGAAAGAUGGCUCGAGAGUAUCAAAAGAUUGAGAGCUUGCGGGCUGACCUCGAAGGUGCGCACAACUCCUCGGCGCAAGAGCAUGCGCAUCAACUUCAGGAGCUAAGGGAUGAAAUGGAACAGCAGCGUGUCACACUCAGAAAAGGGCACCUUGCAGAGCUUGAGGCGCUGAAGGUCGACUUCGAGCGCAGAAUGGUGGAGACAGAACAAGGGUACACUGAUAGAAUUGAGGAGACGAGGGCCAAGUUCGAGGAGGAGAAACUAAACAAAGAGAUGCAGCAUGUCCGUGAACUUGAGCAGCUAACAGCCGAUAUCGAAAACAGACUUUUAACAAGAGAUGGAAAGCAUGCCCAGCACGAGAAAGACCUAGAGAAGCAAUUCUUGGAGCUACGACAGAAACUUGAAGGCAAAUACUAUGAUGAGCUUGACUCGACCGUUAAGAACCUGCAAGACAGGUACCAAAACGACUUGGAAGAUAUACUGCGGGAUGUGCAGGCCUCGCACGAAAACGAGCUCGAGAAACUAAAACGUGGGUGCGAGGAGGAGAAGGACAGCGAAAUCGAGCAGCUUAGAGAAGAGCUGAGAACUACACGUGACGACUUCGAGAAGGAGUGCGAGAGAAUGCGUGGCGAGUUCCAAGAAGAACGCGUUAAAGAUUACGCUAAGUUUUGUACCGCUAUGGCUGUAAGAAAUGCGCAGGUUCUGGAGAUUCAGCGGGCGGAGUUGCUAACAGAUCACGAGAAAGAAAUGGAAGUAUUCCGAGAAGAAAGCCAGAGGGAUUACGAGAUGACAGCACUCAGGCUGUCUUCUCAGAUUGAAGCAAUGGAAGAACAACAACGUAGAACUAAUCGAGAGUUUAAAGCCCGACUUAAAGAGAAGGAGAAAGAGAUAGAACUUCUUAAGGAGAAGUUGAAUACAACAAUAGACACUCCAAGCAACGAGACGGAACAUUUUGAUGGGGGUAGUGGGAACAAUAAAUACGAAGCUCUAAAAAGCGAUUUUGAAGAAGAGCGCUUAAAAGAAUACGCCAAAUGGAGCACCAAGAUGGCCUUGAAAAACGCACAAUCUCUGGAACAACAGCGAGCAGAGUUACAAUUUGAGCACGAGAAAGAAAUGGAAGUGUUUCGGGAAGAAAGCCAGAAGGAUUACGAGAUGACAGCACUCAGGUUGUCCUCCCAGAUAGAAGCGAUGGAAGAAGAACAGCGCAAAAAUAAAAGGUAUUUCAAAAAUCACCUGAAUGAAAAGGAGAAAGAGAUAGAAGUACUCAAGGUGGAAAUAAUGAAAUUGAAGAAACAUCAAUUUGAUAAUCUUGUCGAAGAAGUAUCUUCGGUUAGAGCUGAACUCGCGAUGGAGGCAGCACAAAAGAUCGACGAGGCCCUCAAUGAUGAUGGAAACAGGAAAUCAGAAGAUUUGAGGAUGGAACACGAGGAACAAAUACAGGCGCUAAUGGCCCAACACGAGGAUCAAGUGAAGGCUUUGAGUCAGGAGUAUGAGGAUCAAAUUCGGGAGCUUAGGGAAGAACGAGAUAUCUCAGAGAAGUGGAGUAAAUCCAACGUGGAUGCUCCAUAUUCUGAGUUUGAAAACAAAAUGAAAGAAAUUAAAGAUCAUUACGAGAGAGAGAUCGAACGACUUGGAGCAGAAAAUGAAGAGCUAAGGACAUCUUCUCAAAUUAGUGAACCAAGUGAGAGGUCUAGUGCGGAAAAACAUGUCGAAGAAAUGAUGGAGAAACACGCUAGUGAGAUCGAGAUGUUGCAAGCGGCUUUGGAUACUGAAAAGGAAAAGUAUGAGGCUCUUCAGCAGCAGCUCCAGGCGAGGCAGCAGGAGGAACUGGAAGACUUGAAAGCUCAGCACUUGAAAGAGCUUGAUAACCUAAAGGAAGGGAUCACACCUGAGAUUGAUGCACUCAAAUCUGAACUAGAAAAGCAGCAUCAAGAAGAACUUGUUUCUUUAAAGGAAUACCUAGAAGAAAAACACCAAGCAGAAAUAAAAUCUAUUGACGGUGACUUUAAACAAAGAAUGCAGAGCCUCUCACAAGAGUUACUAAGUACUGAUGAACAAUCUAAAGUUGAUGUUAUCCAGGCAUACCUAGAAAAUAAGUUCAAAGAUGAUCUAGAGCAGUAUAAAAAGAAUGUCGACAUUGAGUAUGAAAAUCAAGCUCGGGACAUUCGAGAUGAGUGUCUUCUAUUACUAGAUUCCCAGAGAGCAGAAUCGAAUAAUGAAGACGAAAGAAAUCAAAUCGAGCGAAAGCUUCGAGAAGAGCAACACCAGAGUGACCUGGAAGCCCUUCGACGCCAGCUCGAGGGGGAGCAUGAGGAUCACCUGAAGAGCCUCAAAGAUGAAUUCAUACAGGUCUUAGAGCAGGAAAGAAGGUCUUCGCCGGACUCUGGCAUGUCUGAAGCCCUGGAGGAGCUACGUCAGAAGCUAGAGGCUGAACACCAGGAAGAUAUAGAAGCUACCAGGAAGGAACUUAUCGAACAGGUUGAAAGCUUGCGGGAUGAGCUACAGGAGGCGGCGACAAGGGACAUCGAGGACGCGAAAAGGCAAUUCCAGACCGAGAUGGAAAAGAGGGUAGAGGAGGUCCAGCACGCGGCACAAGCAAACCUUCAUGCUUCUGUUGAUGAGUUGCGCAAAAACUUGAAUGCUAAACACGAAAAACAACUAGCGGAGCUACAAGCUUCUCACGAACAAGACCUAAAAGCUUUGCAAGCUAAGCUCGACCAGGAAAAGGAGGUCGAACGGGUAAGAUUUGAAGAGGAGAAGCAGCGUGAUAUUGAACGUCUAACAGCAGCAAUGGAUGGCAGUGUUAGUGAACAGCAGCAGCUUCAGUUGCGCAUGCUCCAGGAGCAGCAUGAGCGCGAGCUCGAGAGCGUACGAGAGGAGCUGGUGCAGACCCACAUGGAGAAGUUUGCAGAAAUGGCCGCCAAACUGGAGGAAGAUCACAAGGCCGACAUCGAGAGAGCUAAAGAGUCGGUACAUAGUGAAUUCGCCCAGCGCAUGCAUGCAGAACUCGAGCAAGCGAAGGAGCUUGCAAGGCUUGAACUGGAGCAGGAACACCUUGACAACUUGCAGCAGUUAGAAAGCAGUCUGGAAAAACGGCACGCUGAACAGCUUAGAGGUCUGGCAGAGCUGCAAGACAAGCACAUGGAAGAGCUCCAAGCGCUUCGCGAUGAGCACAAGCAUGAUAUUGACAGGUUAAAGAUGAGCUUAGCGGAACAGCACAAGGACGAGCUCUCCGCUGUAGAGAUGGCGGCGGAGCAGGACGUAGCACAGGCGAAGCAGGAACUGGAGGAAGCACACCAGAAGGAGCUCCAGUCAAGCCUGUCUGCCCUAGAGGGUGAGACGGCCCGUGUGCUUGCCGCAGAGGCGGUGAUGAACAGCAUAGAAGCUGCGCACAAGGAGGUGACCGACCAGAUGCAGCAGGAGAUGGAAAGGAUGAAGAGGCUAAUGGACGCCGCUCACGGGAAUCAGAUCAUGGAGCUUCAGGAAUUACUUGAGAAACAGCACAACGAGGAGCUAAGUCGUCUGCGUGAAGAUUUUAACAAGGUCAAUGCGGAGCAUGAGAGGGAGAAAAAGGAGCUAAAAUCUCUUCACAAUAAAGAACUUCAAGAGCUACAAAACAAUCUCAAGCAGCAGCUUGCUGUUGUACAGCAAAAGAGCGAUAAGCUCAGUGAAGACCUAAAGGUUAAAAUAGAAGAAGUAGAGAUAGCUCAGCGAGAAGCAAAGCGCACGGAGGAACACUAUAAUGAGCUAGUGACGAGGUACGAGCGCGAGAACCAGGAGGGACAGAACCUGGUAUCAAUACUCAGAUCAGAUUUGGAGCGGUUCGCCGAGGAAAGGGAUUCACUUCAUCGCACUAACGCUCGCCUACUCAAGCUACUAUCAGACCAAGUAAGGCACGCCACUCAGACUGAAGACAACAUCAACCGACAGCUAGAGGAGCUGAUCGAAGAGGCGAGUCAGUCACACGGCGGGUUUGCUGGAGACUUACAAGAUGACACAUCAUCCGGAUCCCUGUCCCUAUCGCAGAUCCCUCUAGACUCAGCCGCCAGACCAAGCAGGGUACGUUUUGCUGCUCCCCACGGACUUGCUACCUCCACACCGGCCGCCCAUCAUUAUGCUGGUCCCUCAGGUGAUGAUGACGAGUCCGAGGCGGACACCACCCUUACCAAGUCUGCUAACACGUCGAUGAUCAGUGACGAGGGCCUGGAGCUGUCGCAGAUUGUGACAGAUAGCCUAUUCCAAGGACCCAGCCUUGACGAAGAGGGGGAGGAGCUCGUGAUUGACAGCGGGAGUAAACUCAGGACAGCUGUCAAUAAAUUACUCGAGAUGAUCACGCUAACCACCAGACAGCUCAAUGAAGCACGAGAAGCUCAGAGAGAGCUCCAUGACACAACUGCACAUCGAAACGACGAGCUUGCCCAACUAAUGACUGCUCAGGAAAACUUGAUGAUGAGGCUUGAGGAGGAGCUUGGUGAGAGACAGAGGCUCGAGAAUGAGCUGCGGAAAGCAAACGAGAAUUUAGAGGAAUAUGCUGCUGAUAAUGAUAGAUUGGAACGAGAACUUGCCAAGAGUAAAGAGGAUGGAGCCAAAUUAAAAGAUCUCGAAGACAGCGGGAAGCAGCCUGAAAACGACGAGACUCGAGCACUACAAGAAACUAUAAACGAGCUUGAAAAUAAAAUUAAAGAAAGUGAGAUUUCCAAGGAGGAUAUGGAUAAAGCUAAGGAGGCGCUCAGUAAAGAAAACAAAGAGCUUAAAGGAACAGUUGAGCAGCUUCAAGACGCCCAUGAGAAAUUAUCAGAGGAAAACAGGGUUUUAAAAAGAAAGGAAAACGAGCAGUCUGAGAAUGUGGACGACUUUGAGAGUGGUGAAGAAUUACAGCUUAAGAUCAAAGAAUUAAAUGAGAAGAACGAGUCUCUUUCAUCCCAGUUGAGGGAAGCAAUUUCUGCCAAUAGUCAGUUAAAAGAAGAGAAUGGGAUUCUUGAACAGAGAAUAGCCAGUCUAGAAAAGGAAGCGAGUCGAUCGCAAAUGACAGGGUCUGAAGGUGAGGUGUUAACCGAGAAUGAUAGACUGAAAGAAGAGAAUAAAACUUUGAAAGAAGAGCAUACAGAGCUUGCUGAACAGAAUGAAAAACUAAAAGAUGCUCUGGAGGAAUUGCGAGAAGCCGUGCAGCACUUGUGGGACGAGAAAAAAGAAAAAGAAAGAGACAUUGAACAACUGAAUUCGCAAAUAUCAUCUGGUGACGUUCAAGGAUAUGAAGAGACGGAAGAACUAAAGGCCCAGCUCAGCCAGCUGCGGGACCAAAAUAAUAAACUUGAUAAUGAUCUGGCCAGUCAGAGCCGUGAUGUUAUAACGUUAAAGGAAGAGAACGAUAAAGCUAAUGAGGUUAUAAAGCAACUGCAACGAGCUCUUGUAGGGAAAACAGAAGGAGAUGUGCCCGUCUUGGUUGUUGAAAAUUACGAAACCGGCUUCCCGCCUGAAGGGGAGGACAUCCAAGUGCAAGCUCUUCAAGAAAGAAUUAAGGAGUUAGAAGAAACCUUGGAUGCUUUCAAACAAGCCCAGGAGGAGAGUAUCCAAGAAUCCGACGAGGUGAAGAAAUUGCUGCGUUUAGUCGAUCAAGUGUCUACUGAGAAAGAAGAUCUGGCCAACCGCGUAAAAGAGCUACAAGAGCGGCUAGGAGUAGAAACAGAUGCCAAAACACAAGCCCUUCUUGAGUCGGCGCUCGGCGAAUAUCAGGACCACAUUGAUAUGCUUGAGAGGAAAAGCAAGGAGUUAGAGGAAGAGCUGAACACAAAGUCCGAGAAAGAGGUCGAGAUGUUGUCUCGUGUGAACGAGCUCCAGGAAGAGCUUGCCAAGGCCCUGGAGUCCGCAGAGGCAGGUAAAAAGGCUGAAAAGCAGUUAAAGGAGCAAGAAAGUGAGCACGUGGAGCUGAGUAGGGAGAAAGAGGCGCUGCAGAAACAGCUAUAUGAUCGACUUACGGAGAUAUCUUCCCUUAAGGAGGAGUUGUCAAGAAAUAAACAUUCGGAAACAUCCAAACUUGAUGAGGCUGAGGCUGCUAAAGCUCUUUUAGAAAAGGAAGAGGAGGUUCUUCUACUAUCCGAGCAGCUGGAGGUAUUCAGAAACGCAUACGAUGAGAAGGAAGAGGAGCUGAAGCAUCUUGGCGAGCAGACGGAGGAGAUGAAGAUGAUGAUGGAGGAGCAACAGAAGCUCCUAGAAGACCAGUACGGUAAACUGACGGAACAGGAGACUAUUAUAGCGGAAACUGGUGACCGUCUAGAUGAACUGCGCAAGGCGAAGACCGAGCUCGAGAGUGCUCUUGAGGAAGCUAAAGCGAAGAUCACAGAAAAGGAGGAAUCUCUUGUCGCUUUUGCUGCAGAAUCAAAAAUCGUCCGUGAUCAGCUGGAACGGGAGACAGAGGAAAAGAAUGAAUUGACCAGUCAGAUUGAGAGCUUGGUUGACAAGGUGAAAAAAUAUGAGGAGGCAUCUUCUACUGUGAUGAAAGAAAACGAGAAUCUUAAGCGCAAUUUGCAGAUGGAAACACGCCAGCUCAGCGCUGUCAAAGAGGAAAUGGAACAACUGAGGGGAAAAUUAAAAACGCAAGAGGCUGAAGAGGCUAAGGCUAGCGGUGCGCAGAUCACCCAAGAACAAGAACAGAAGCUGAAGGCAAAAGAGGACGAGCUUCGUCGCCAAUACGAAGAAAGCAUCGUCCGGUUAAAGGAGAGCGAGCAGCAGAAGAGAGAAGAAGAAGCUGCUCAGAUUCGCCAAGAGGCUGAGCUAAACACUAUGGAGAUGGUGAACGAUUGCCGACAGCAAGCGCUUAACAGUCAACAGGGUUACAUCAACCAACUAAAGCAGGAUUUAGAAAGCACUAAGCGGGAGCUGGAGUCUAUGCGACAGGACACGGCCAAGUCGUCUCCUGGAAGUGAAGCAGUGAGCCCUGAGGCAAAGGCUCGCAUCGGCUCCGCCCUUGAUGAGAAUGAGCGCUUGGAUAGAGUCUUGAUCGGACAGCUGAUCGAGCAGGCGCGUAAGCAGCCAACAUCUAACAACAUUGAGGCUCUUCUAAAUAGUCUCAACACAGAAGCAACAACGAUCCAGUCCCUCGCACAAGCCCUGUCCCCUAUAAGUGGUGCCAGUAGUCCGGACCUGUCCGCUCUGCAGUCAGCCUGGGCCUCUGAGAAGCGUGCUUUGCUUGAAGCUAUACAGGCACUCAAGAAGAUGGUCGCUCAAACUCGUCAGACUGCAUUGCCCAUGAAGCCAGAGAGUACAAUCGACUGGAGGGGAGAUCUACUUAAGGCAGUUCAGCAGGUGAUGGAGAAAGAUCGAGAUGUUCUUCUCGCCGAACUACGUACAUCCCAACAACAGCCGGGUCCAGGCACCUCUCCGACACGAGCAGCACAGGCAAACGCCGACGCCCAGGGUGAACUGAACGAUCGUGUCAUGAGAGAACUGUUCCGCAAAGACCGAGAAUCUCUACUUCAGGAGCUACAGGAAGUCAAGGAGAGACUUUCAGCGAUCAGAGAUCACCCUAUUGGUGAGAUUCAGCAAAUGAAGGAGCACGUGAUUGCGCUUCAAGAGCAAGCCAAAAGGCGCGAGAAAGAACUCCAUGCACAAUUGUUAGCCAAGACACGACAGCUAGAGCAGUCAGAGGAUAUCACCGAUUCCCUACGCGAUGCCAUCGACAGCGAAGUUGAACAGAAAACGGACCUGACCAAUACACUGAACAGCGAGAGGACACUUGUUUCAGAUCUCAAGAAUGCGCUAGCUAGGGAAAAAGCGCGCAUAUCCGAGCUUGGGUCUGCACUUGAGAAAGCACGCGUGCAAGAGUCAACUGCCAAGACCUCCUUAGAGGCAGAAAGAUUACGCGUGACUAAUCUCACACAAGCGCUUGAAAUAGAGCGGGUGAGCUCCAGGAAGUUCCAGGACUCGUUAUUGGCCGAACGACGGCGCAACAAGGACCUGUCCCACCGCCAGUACGACAAUGCCGACGAGCUGAAGAGACAGCUUUCCUUAAUAAAGGAGAAAAAGGUGGAUCUUGAAAUAGCGCUGGAGCGGGAGAAAAUUGUCACGUCAGACUUGGAAUCUGAGCUCGAGACUGAGCGUGCCCUGCAAGCCAACGAACUAGAGAAGCAAAACAAACUACUCGAGAAGCUUUCGGCUGACUUGGGCCAUGAACGCUCCCGCUGUGAGGAUCUUUACGAGCAGCUUGACAUUGAGCGGGGGAAGGUGGAACAACUCCAGAAGACACUAGAUGAAGUAACACCCACGGCACAGCGCGUGCCACACCUCAACAACACCGUAGAAGGCCUGCAGGAGGCGCUUGAGCUAGAGCGCUCUCGUGCCGAGGACUUGAACAAUGCUCUCGCUGGCGAGAGGCAGAAGAGCAAGCUGAACGCGUCGAUGGAAGCGGAGAAACAGCUGAGAGAACAGACUGAUCGACUGGUGGCGGAGCAGCUAAGAUCUGCUUUGGAUGGAGUGCAGAAACAGCUAGUGGAUCUGACAGGCGCCCUAGAAGGUGAACGUCAUCGCGCGCGCAAACUCCAGAAUGAGCGCGACGUUCAGCAAGCAACAGCCAUGGGUCACCGCGAGCGUGAGGCUCAGUUGCAGCAGGAUUUGGACAAUGAACGGUCUAGGCGGGUCCAGGCAGAGAUGCGGCUGGAGGCGGAGAAGGAGAAGGCCUCUGAGCUCGAGCAGGAAGUAGAGAGUCAGCGCAAACUGGUUGACGAUCUGCAGGAAAGAGCUGAUCACAAUGCGCUAAACGAAUCGCAUAAGGAAGCUUCAAUGUACCCGGUGCGAAUCCGGUUGCUGUUGUUGCAGCAGCAAUUGGAGUCGAUGCGUCAGCAGCACCAGAUUCUAAUAAACAAACACCAGAACACGCUUGACGGAAAAGAUGACAGCCAGGCUGGCCAGGAAUUAGUGCAAGCGCUCGAUAACCUGCUGAAGGAGUUGGACCAGAUCAGAGCCACCCUCACUGUAACUAUUGACGAUGGCGAGGUUGUCCCUCUGUCACCGAUCAAGGCCGCUGCUUACGAAAGAGUAAUGCGGCAGAACAAAGAGCUGACAAACUACAUGGGCAAACUAAACCAGGAGAAGACAGAAUUGCUGACAACUCUGAGCAACCUGGAGCAACAAGUGUCGCAGUACCGCAACCGUGAUAACGCUAACGAACAGUCCUUCCGUCAAGCUAAGGAGCAUGCCGAGUCCGCAUUAGCCGCUGAACGCGCACAAUGGGCUCAAGAAAAGGCCGAAUCCCAGAAUACUAUUCGCGCGGCCAAUGAAGAAAUUGCUCGUCUCAAGGAAGACGCGCGUAAGGCUGGUACCGAGAGGUCGUCUGAUUCCCAAGCAACAUGGCCACAAGCCAAGAUUCAAAAGCUAUACAGCCGCUAUGUACGCGCGGAGAGCUUUCGAAAAGGUCUAGUCUACCAAAAACGUUACCUGCUUUUGCUGCUUGGUGGCUUCCAGGAGUGUGAACAGACCACACUAGCCAUGAUCUCACGCAUGGGUGCCUACCCCUCCUACCCGGACGUCCCGCAGCGCCGCCCACCCGCCUACACCCGCUUCCGCAGUGCCGUGCGCACCGUCAUCGCCAUUAAGCGCAUGCGCUUUCUUGUGGCCAAGGCACAGAGGACUAGCAAGCGGGUGCUUGGCGACGAUCGGUCUAGGGGUGAGGUUAUGAGCCCAGCAUCACGAGUAACAAAUACCACCUCCUACGAGCCAAUAGGCGCUGCGUCACAUAACGUGUCACGGAGCGUCACGCCGAGUUACAGCCCCGCGAGGUAUGAUCCCAUUGGUGGGCGAACCACAGAGGCGUUUGCUCCCCGCCAGGAUGGACACGAAGCGGGUUUGAGCCCGGCUUAUCAAAUUGGGCGGUACUCAGCGCCUGAUCAGAAUAAUUCUGUGGAAUACUUGGGUACCGUACCUGUGGGUAGAACUGGAACUGAUCGCACAGGUCCGUCCAGGAGUUCAGAUUUACCUGCAUCUUCGAGGCCCACCUCGAGAGCCAGUGAACGCUUGAUAUCGACUCGGCCGCCAGCAAGUCCUCCGAAACCUGGCCGAGCAUCUCCGGAUAUUUUGCGAUCAGACCCGACGCGAUAUCGACAACCAAUGUCUCCACCUGUUCGUGACUCGGGAAACCGAGACAGAGUAACCGAUCCAUAUCCUCGCCACUCUUCGCCGCAUCAUCGGGCUCAGUCGUCGUUUGAACGUGGCUCGGGUUCCGAGGGCCACUCGACCUCACCCUCGGGCUUCUCCGAACGGACCUCGUCUUCCAGAGCGGAGGGCGGAGAUCAUUCGCUUUCAAUGUACAUACAACGACUGGAGUCUCUUCAGAACCGCCUCACCGCCGCUAAUCAAGGUGGAGCUGCAUCACGGACAAGAGCGAGACGUUUCUAACAUAUGCCCACGUAUUGUUCACGUCGUUUGUAACAGCAUCAUUCUACUUACGCUUGCGCCUUUAUCAUGACCACUGAUAUAUGAGUGUUUUGUCCAGUUUAUAAUGGCAUUGAUAAAGAAAAAUAUAAUGUACAGAGAUGAUCUAUUUUGAUGUAAUAUGUGUAUAGCGAUAAAAUAAAGUAUUUUUUUGGAUAUAGAAAA